Pterocles gutturalis (yellow-throated sandgrouse) is the source of this 1437-nucleotide messenger RNA. RefSeq names its product electroneutral sodium bicarbonate exchanger 1-like. Lineage: Eukaryota; Metazoa; Chordata; Aves; Pterocliformes; Pteroclidae. Gene Ontology annotation, biological process: bicarbonate transport; transmembrane transport; regulation of intracellular pH. Gene Ontology annotation, cellular component: plasma membrane. The record is from RefSeq and is a predicted model, not a curated record. Gene Ontology annotation, molecular function: monoatomic anion transmembrane transporter activity; solute:inorganic anion antiporter activity; sodium:bicarbonate symporter activity. The transcript has 11 exons. The annotation marks the transcript as partial.
AGCCAGAAGCAUCGGAAACGGGACCGGGAGAAGGAUUCUGCCCCAGCGGAGCAGGGCUGCCACUACACCCCGUCCCAGCGGGUGCAGUUCAUCCUUGGGACAGAGGAGGACGAGCAGCACGUUCCCCAUGACUUGUUCAGCGAGCUGGAUGAGAUCUGCAUGAAGGAGGGCGAAUGUGCGGAGUGGAAGGAAGCGGCAAGGUGGCUGAAGUACGAGGAGGACGUGGAGGACGGCGGCGAGCGCUGGAGCAAGCCCUACGUGGCCACGCUGUCCUUGCACAGCCUCUUCGAGCUGCGGAGCUGCAUCGUCAAUGGCACCGCACUGCUCGACGUGCGCGCCCACAGCAUCCAGGAGACCCCAGACAUGAUCCUGGGCCAGCAAGAACAGUCCGCGGAGUUUGACGAGCGCAUGCGGGCGAAAGUUCGAGAAGUUCUUUUGAAGAAGCAUCACCAUCAGAACGAGAAGAAAAGAAACAACCUUCUCCCCACCGUCCGCUCCUUUGCUGAUGUUGGAGAGAGGCAGUCGGACCCGCAACUCCUCGACAAGCCGGCCCAAACACUCACCCCUCAUCCUUCUCCCACCACUGCAGAAGCUAAAAACGGGAUGAACCUUGAGACCAGCCCAAUGGAUUUAAGCAAGGCGGAGCUGCACUUCAUGAAGAAAAUUCCCAUUGGGGCUGAAGCAUCCAACGUGCUUGUCGGAGAGCUGGAUUUCCUUCACCGACCCAUCGUGGCGUUUGUCCGCCUGAAUCCGGCUGUCCUCCUCCCUGGCAUGACGGAAGUUCCCAUCCCAACAAGGUUCCUGUUUGUUUUGCUUGGACCGGAAGGAAAAGCCCAUCAGUACCACGAGAUCGGCAGGUCCAUGGCGACUAUCAUGACGGAUGAGGUUUUCCAUUGUGUUGCCUAUAAAGCCAGGAACCGGGAUGACCUCGUGGCCGGCAUCGAUGAGUUUCUGGAUCAGGUCACGGUCUUGCCACCGGGAGGGUGGGAUCCAGCAAUCCGAAUCGAGCCCCCAAAAAGCGUCCCUUCGCAGGAAAAAAGGAAGAUGCUGAGAGCUCUCGAUGGCAGUGCUGCUCACAGCGAGCCGGAGAAACACAGUGGUCCUGAACUGGAGCGGACGGGCAGGCUCUUUGGAGGUUUGAUCCUGGAUGUGAAACGAAAAGCUCCGUGGUUCUGGAGCGACUUUCGGGAUGGUCUGAGCCUGAAGUGUCUGGCGUCCUUCCUCUUCCUCUACUGUGCCUGCAUGUCCCCCGUCAUCACCUUCGGGGGGCUGCUGGGGGAGGCAACCGACAACCAAAUCAGUGCCAUGGAGUCGCUGCUGGGCGCGUCCAUGACCGGCGUGGUGUUUUCCCUCUUUGCUGGCCAACCUCUCACCAUCCUGGGCAGCACCGGCCCCGUCCUUGUGUUUGAGAAGAUCCUCUACAAGUUCUGCAAGUAA